UUUAUUCUCCACUAUAUUUGAAACCCCCUUCUUCGGAUUAAAACUCUCAUUCUCUUUUUACAGAUCUCUCUCUCUCUCUCUCUCUACCUGUUUUCUUAUUGCAUUUCAUCUUCUCCAUUCUGGUUUCCCUCAUGAGCGAAUCUCGGCGACAGCCGGUAUUGUUUCUCGCUUAGUUGGAUUUGUACCAGAAUUCUCGUUUCUCUUGCUUCGAUUCUCUAUAUUUAAGUGCAUCUUUUGUCGGAAAGAGAAUCAUCGAUCUCUCGUUCUUUUACACACUCAAUACACUCAUCAUUUUCGUGAAUCUCGACGAGAGAUGGAGGAAGCAGGAGGAACAGGAAUCAGGAGGAGAAGUUGCACUUGCUCAAAAGACGAUUUUCUUCCUGAGGAAUCCUUCAAGAGUUUUCAGAACUAUGCUAGAGCGCUCAAGGAGACGCCUAAAAGAUUGGCGGAUCGGCUCAUGACUCGAUCCUUGGAUACAACGGAGCUCCAUGAAAUCAAGGCACGGAGUGAGCACGAGAUGAAGAAGAGUUUAACGUGGUGGGACCUCAUGUGGUUUGGAAUCGGCGCCGUAGUUGGCUCCGGCAUCUUCGUGCUAACUGGUCUUGAAUCACGCCAACACGCCGGACCGGCCGUUGUCCUGUCUUAUGUUGUCUCUGGAAUCUCUGCAAUGCUCUCCGUUUUCUGCUACACUGAAUUCGCCGUCGAGAUCCCCGUUGCCGGUGGAUCAUUCGCAUACCUAAGGGUAGAGCUAGGUGACUUUGUGGCCUUCAUUGCGGCAGGCAACAUCCUCUUAGAGUACGUGGUGGGCGGAGCAGCCGUGUCACGGACAUGGACAUCAUAUUUCGCCACUCUUUGCAACCGCGACCCUGAAGCCUUUCGCAUCAUCGUCCCUAGCAUGGGAGAAAACUAUGGCCACCUUGAUCCUAUCGCGGUCCUUGUCUGUGCAAUCAUCUGCAUCCUCGCUGUCCUCAGCACCAAGGGCUCCUCUCGUUUCAACUACGUCGCUUCCAUUAUUCAUAUGUUUGUCAUUCUCUUUAUUAUCGUCGCUGGCUUUACAAAAGCCGAUCCCAGUAACUACUCCGACUUUGCUCCCUUUGGUGCUCAUGGUGUCUUCAAGGCCGCUGCUGUUCUAUUUUUCGCUUAUGUUGGCUUUGAUGCUGUGUCAACCAUGGCAGAAGAGACCAAGAACCCUGCUCGUGAUAUCCCUAUUGGUCUUGUCGGCUCCAUGGCGGUCACAACAGCGUUGUAUUGCGUAUUGUCUGUGGUGUUGUGCAUGAUGCAGAACUACAAAGAAGUUGACAUUAACGCUCCCUACUCAGUUGCAUUUUCUGCUGCCGGGUUAGAUUGGGCCAAGUAUAUUGUUGCUGCCGGUGCACUAAAAGGCAUGACCACAGUCCUUUUGGUGGCAGCCGUGGGUCAAGCCAGGUACCUAACCCACAUUGCUCGCACCCACAUGAUGCCACCAUGGUUCGCUCACGUCAGUCCAAAGACUGGUACCCCAGUUAAUGCCACGGUCUUCAUGCUUUCAGCUACUGCAUUCAUCGGCUUCUUUACAAAACUCGAUAUUCUUGCCAACCUCCUUUCCAUAUCCACACUUUUUAUCUUCAUGCUCGUCGCAGUCGCUCUUCUAGUCCGACGUUACUAUGUCGCUGGCGUGACAUCCUCAGCAGACCGCAACAAGUUCCUCAUUUGCCUCCUCUUAAUUCUUGGAUCCUCAAUAGCCGCUGCUAUAUGCUGGGCUGCAACUGAAACUGGCUGGAUUGGAUAUUGCAUUAUACUGCCAAUUUGGCUGUUAGGCACCCUGGGUCUUGUCCUAGUUGUCCCACAAGCAAGGCAACCCAAAUUGUGGGGCGUCCCAUUGGUGCCAUGGCUGCCAUCAGCUUCUAUUGCCAUCAAUAUAUUCUUGCUAGGAUCCAUAGAUAAAGCUUCCUUCGAGAGAUUUGCCAUCUGGACUGCUUUUCUAUUGAUUUACUAUUUGUUGUUUGGGUUGCACGCAUCUUACGACACUGCCAAGGAAAUGGAAGAAAAUAAGAGUGUUGUUGACGGAUGCAAGAAGGUUGAAGAAGGUACUGCUCUUACUGGCUCUUCGUCUAUACAAACAUAAUAUGGUUCGUACAUUCAUGUCAAGAAACAACGCUUGAUUAAUCGUGUACAUCAUGUUUAUUUCUCAUGUUGUGUGCAGUUCCCUAUUUACACUAGAUUUUGAAGGGUUUAUUAAGAGAAGAGUAGAGAUUGUCGAUUUCAUCUUUUAAAAAAAAUUAAAAUUUCAAAUUGAAGGUUUUACAUUCCUGU
Carica papaya (papaya) is the source of this 2292-nucleotide messenger RNA. Its product is annotated as cationic amino acid transporter 1. Lineage: Eukaryota; Viridiplantae; Streptophyta; Magnoliopsida; Brassicales; Caricaceae. The record is from RefSeq and is a predicted model, not a curated record. Gene Ontology annotation, biological process: transmembrane transport; amino acid transport. Gene Ontology annotation, cellular component: plasma membrane. Gene Ontology annotation, molecular function: L-lysine transmembrane transporter activity; L-glutamate transmembrane transporter activity.